This is a messenger RNA of Pelobates cultripes (western spadefoot toad), 15715 nucleotides long. Lineage: Eukaryota; Metazoa; Chordata; Amphibia; Anura; Pelobatidae. The record is from the annotation of a GenBank genome assembly.
GUUUGAAGCGGGUUGGGCGGGGCUUAGAGCUCGGUGGCUGCGCUUCCGGGUUUGGUGGCGGUUGCCAGGUAAGGCCUGGGCCGCUCCAUAGCAACGCAGAGCGAAAGGACGCCGUGCGGAGAGAGAGGCAUGAAGGCGGCCGAGGGCUCCGGUAACUUGGAUGGGGAAAGUACGGCCAUGGAAGGCAAGGGGGAGGGAGAGGGGGGCAGGCUAGACACAAAGCGGGCAGAGUGAGCGAAGACAGAAGGAAGUAAAGGAGAAUGUGAUAGGGAGACAGAGAGUGGGAGGAAGAGCAGAAAGUAACAAGAAUGGGAAAUGUAUGAUUUAUGGCCAUGGAAAUCAGUGGCAAUGGAGCAGGGCUAGGAAUUGGAGAGGGGAGAUGUGUUGGGGAAUGCCUUAUUCACAUAAAGGGUCUGAUUGGGAAAAGUUAAUAUGGGCUCUUAUUGGGAGUUAACACUUAUAUUAAUCCAUCAGACCAGGGCUGUAUGGACAAUAAAGCCAGAUUUGCUCCAGCUACUCUGUGAGAACAUAAUAAUAUACAUAAUAAUUAUAUUCGUCAUAUAGGUGAGCAUAAGGUCCCAGCCUUUGCUUUGUACAUUGUUACUGUGUAUGUGUAAUCAUUGCUUUCAGGUUAUUUUUUAAUAGCUACAUUUGAUAUGUCUAGUGCAGACAUACCUCUGGUUAUAUCCAAUAACAUUAACUUGACAUCAUUAAACUAAAUGAAUGGGGUGUAUUCACAAAUAUAGAUUGGGUUAUUUUCUUUUUUUUUUUGUGUGUGUGUAAUUUUAAAAUGCAAAUUGCAAAAGUAUGGCUAAUAUGGACAAGCUGUUACUAUAGCGGAGUUGGAGGAUUUCUCCAAAUUAUCUGUUUUAGCCUUAAAGGAACAGUCCAAGCACCAUAACUACCACAGCUUACUGUGCACUGGCACCUCCCUUUGUAAGGCGUGGGAUAGUUUUUGAAUUGUUUAAUUUAACAACUGGGGUCUGCAUGAUGCUGCUCCCCCACCUCCAGUACCAAUGCCGAAGAUUCAGAAAUUCCUGUGCUCUCCUAAGCUAAAUUGGGGGAAUGGAAAUUGCACUUUUAACUCUUAAAAAUAAAAGUCAAACAAUUGCAGUUAAAAUCCACUUUAGCACAUAUAUAAGAAAGGGAAAAAGAACGAACGUAGUGUAUGCCGCUUUCAGGGGGCGUGGCUAUGAUGUCUAAACGUGAUGAUGCGUUUUGAUGAUACACCAGCUUUAUCAGAUCAGUGCAUGUGUAUGGUGUUAGUCGAGCUGAAAUCUCUGCUCAAAGUUUAUCUCCUGGAAAAGUACCAUAGUAACAUUUUCUGGAAGUUCAGGUUUUGACGUAUUUUGAUAUAUUUUUCUUUGAUCUCUUGUCCAUGUAAUAUGCUUAGCCCAUUCCACUUUCCUAAAUUCUCUUUGUAAGUCCCACACCAUUUCCCGCUUGCUAUCAUAUUAAAAAUCAUUGUCUUUUCCCUUUCUUUUAAAAGGCACCUUUCCUAAAGCUUUUACCAGAAGCAUCUAAGUAAUUGUACCUUUUUAGUUGUCAGAACUAUUUAUACGGAGAUCUAUACAGUCAUGGAGAAAAAAGUACACCCUCUUUAAAUUCUAUGGUUUUACAUAUCAGGACAUAAACAAGACAUAUUACAUAGUGUCAUGAUUUAUUAACACAAAUAAAGCCAAAAUGGAGAAGCCAUGUGUGAAAAAACUAAGUACACAUUAUGAUUCAAUAGCUUAUAGAACCACCGUUAGCAGCAAUAACUUGAAGUAAUUGUUUUCUGUGUGACUUUAUCAGUAUCUUUACAAGGUUGCUUCAGUUCAUUGGGGUGUGCUUUCAUUUGUUUAUGCACAGACAGCUCUCUUAAGGUCCCGAUACAGCAUUUCAAUCAGAUUUAGGUCUGGACUUUGACUGGGUCAUUGCUACACCUUGAUUCUUUUCUUUUUCAGCCAUUCUGUUGUAGAUUUGCUGGUGUGCUUGGGAUCAUUGUCUUGUUGCAUGACCCAAUUUUGGCCAAGCUUUAGCUGUCGGAAGGAUGGCCUCAUAUUCGACUAUAGUAUACUUUUGGUAAACAGAGAAGUUCAUGGUCCAUUCAAUGACUGCAAGGUUCCCAUUUCCAAUGGCUGCAAAUCAAGCUUAAAUCAUCACCCCUCUACCACUAUGCAUGAAAGUUGGUAUAAGAUGUUUGUUUUUUGCCAAACAUGGCACUGUGCAUUAUGGCCAAACAUCUUCACGGUCUCACCUGUCCAAAGGACAUUCUUCCAGAAGUCUUGUGUUUUGUACAGAUGCAGUUUUGCAAACCUAAACUGUGCUUCCAAGUUCUUAUUAGAGAGAAUAGACUUUCUCCUGGCAACCCUUCCAAACACACCAUACCUGUUCACUCUUUCUUUCUAAUUGUACUGUCCUGAACUUUAACAUUUAACAUGCUAACUGAGGCCUGUAGAAUCUGAGAUGUAACUCCAUUAUUUUUUUUAUUUUUUUGCAGUUUCUCUGAACAUUGCAUGGUAUGACGUUGGGGUGAAUUUGCUGGGAUGGUCACUCCUGGGAAGAUUUCCAACAGUCUUGAAUGUUUUCCACUUUUGAAUAAACUUUCUCACUGUAGAAUAAUGGAUUUUAAAUUGUUUAGAAAUGGCCUCAUAACUAAUCCCAGUUGGAUUGCUUCUCUAUGAUCAUUGCUGAUGUCCUUGGCAUUGUGUUAACACACACCUGAAUGCUCCAGACCAGCAAACUGCUAAAACUUUGGCUUUUAUAGAGGUGGUCACACUUUCUGAUGAUAAAGUAAUCAAAGUGAUUUGAUUAGCAGCACCAUAAUACUUAGUUUUUCACCCCUGGCUUCUUCAAUUUGCCUUUUAUUUUUGUUAAAUCAUGACACUGUAAUAUGGCAUGUGUUGUUGUAUUUACCUAAUUGUAAGACCUGCUAAGGAAGAGAUGAUGAUUGAUUUUAUUAUUAGGGAUGCACCAAAAUUUUCGGCCAAAAAUGGGCCUAUCUCAUUUCAGACGAAAAAGGGUCAAAUCUGCCAGAAAUGUAUGGGCUCGGUCGGUGACCCAAAUAAUGACUGCUUCACUAACGUGUUCAGGAGCUGUCUGGUCACAGUGAGUGUCUGAGCUGACCGUCCGCGCUAUCCGACACCUAGAAGCCCGGCCAGGAGUUGGAUUGGAAACAGCGGCUGAGUGACAGGCAGACUGAGCACGGGGCUGUCUAGUUUCCAUGCAGAGAAUGGGGUUGUUACAUCUCUGUGACAUCAGCACGUCACAUGACAGGCACGUCAUCAGCAUGGCACAUGGAGCUUCCAGUUUAGCAAGGAGAGCUUGCAGGCGCUGGGCGGGUGGCUGGAUAAAGAGCUUGCGGUGGGUAAAAAGCAAUAGCAGCCAAAAGCAGGAUCGCUCCAGAUAAAAAGAACAUUGGAAAUUCUGCUCUGACAUCAUUCCCGGGUUAGAGUUCUUUGUGGAACUUUACUGGAUAUAGUUACAAUUUUCAAAAGUUUUCUGUUUGCGAUGAAAUGUUACGGCCCGAAUGAGGAGCACGGGAAGAGUGGGGGGUGGGGGCAGGUUUUGUAGUAGGUAUCUUGGUGGACGGGGGAUGACCAUAAAGACCUAUGUUGUUGGGCAGGAUAUUUGUACUUGCAUAAUGCUAUCUUAGAGCUGCUGUUUGAGUUCAUUACUUGACAUGGGGCUUGAUUACAUUUGAUUAGUAAGCUUUACCAAUGCUCUGAUUUAUAUUUCCAACUUCAUAUAGGCGUUAAUGGAGUUGGAAAUGUAAUCAGACAGAGCAUUGGUAAAGCUUACCAAUCAAAUGUAAUUUAUCUAGCCUUUACUGUUUUGCAUAUAAUUGUUUUCUAGGACUAUACUUUAUUUGGAUAAUUGGUUUAAUAAUAAUAAUAAUAAUAAUAAUAAAUUUAAAAAAAUAAAUUCUGAUUCGGUUACAAAGAACGGAAUGAAGAAUGUAUAUUGAUAUUAAAUUGAAUAUUAACAAUAUAUUAUUCUUCAGUCCUAUAUAACAAACAGAUUUUCUAUAUUAUUUUUUUAAAGUAAUUUUCUGUCCAAUUUUGGUGUAUUACUUUAAAUUAAAGUGUGGUUAUUUUGUUGGCUUGUAGUUUUUCAUAUUUGAUUAAUUAAAAAGUCUAAUAUUAAUAAAAUUAUAGAAAAAACUUUUUAAAAUCAUUUGGGGAAAAGUCAUUUUCGGGUUUCGGCCCAGAAUUUUCAUUUCAGUGUAUUAUUAUUAUUAUUAUUAUUAUUAUUAUUAUUAUUAUUAUUAUUAUUUCCUGAUAUGUAAAACCAUAGAAUUCAAAGAGAGUGUACUUUCUUUUUCCUAUAAAUAUAUUUCUGGGUGUAAAACCACAAGUGCUGGCAAUUUUGUAUUGUAUUACUGACUAUAAGAAGUGUUUUGGGAAACUAUAUUUGCAGUCUCCCUAUUAGUUAAGCCGUUAGAUAUAAGCCAAUACUAUCAUAAGGUGUCUGUGUGUUGCAAAGCUUACACGUUUCCCAGAGAUUGGAAGCAUGGAACUCCGUUCACUAAUGUUUAGGCUCCAAUUGUUUAAAUAAAAAAUAAUUUUAUUUUUAUCCGCAAAUGAUUAUAACCAGUGAUUCCACUCUCUUUGUUUUAUACCUUUUCAAACCGUGAAUGCUGUGGAAUGCUUGGCAUAAAACCCAAAGUAUUUUAUUGUAAUUAAUCAUUAAUCAUGUGCAAGACACAAAGUGAUAUGAGAGGUCAAAUAUACAGUAUCUUCAUGUUUUAAAGUAUAUUUAAUACAGUUUUUUAUUUGAAUAUCCCACAUUCUUUAGGAAUUUGAAGAAGUCAGCGAAUCCAAAUCCUAUUUUUAAUUUAAAAGAUACUGCAUUCUACAACAUAAGUCUUGGGUGCAAAACAACGGCAGAGAAUUUAAGAUAAAUGAUAAUGGCAGAUCCGGGAGAAGGGAAGAAAGAAGAGGCAGACUAUAAGAGAAUGCACAGCUUUCCUUUAAUACGGGUAAUUUUCACAGUUGUAUCCUAAAAGUAAUCACUUCUUUUAGCCUUGUGGCAUUUUGUGGAUUUGACAUAAUUUUGUUUUGUGUGUUACAAUGAAUCCUGUAUUGCUUUCCCAGGUGGCUCUGCAGUUCUGAGUUUGUAACAGCUGGAGUGCAACUGGUAAACUGGCUGUAGUAUAACCUAUAACAGUUUUUUGUUGACCUUGCAGGGUUGUGAAAAAUUGCCCUAAUAAGAUCUCUUUUAUAAUAAACAUUCACUAAAAAGAUUCCAGGAUUGGACACAGAUCAGCAUUAUUGUCAAACAACGCUCACCUCCUUAAAGGGGCCUUCUAACAAACAUAACCCUACAGUGCACUGUAAGUGUUGUGCUGUCUAGAGUUUUCUGGUGGCAUCACAUAUUUUAAUAUUAAACUGUUUGUUUAGGAAUGGUUUGAUAUAAACUAGGGCAGGCAUUGGCAACCUUUGGCACUCCAGAUUUUUUUUUUUGGCUAUAACACUCAUGAUGCUUUGCCAGCAUUAUGGGGGAUGUAGUCCACAACACCUGGAGUGCCAAAGGUUGCCUAUCCCUGAACUAGGGGUUAUUCCUAUCUUUGCUGUAUUUUAUAAAGCAAAAUUUCACUUCCGCCUUAUUAAUAUCCAUUUCAUCCAACUUGGACGAUUUUGUUUCGAUGAGAGCACUUGGAGAAUUUUGCCCUUGCACUUUCAAUCAAUCCAAUCAAUAGCAUUUUAUUUGGAUAAAAUUGAUGGUGACAUUUAGGGAUAGACCGAUUUAUCGGUUUGGCCGAUAUUCCGGAUUUUGGCAAAUAUCGGUACCGGCCACUACUGAUAUUGCCGAUAAUGUGAGAGGCGGCAGUGGCCCAACGCACACAGGGCCGUCACGUCCAUCAGGCGGCCGCAUUAGUGUGUACCGGCUCUGGCGGUGCAAGAAUCGACUGGUAGGAAGGAAGUGCAUAGCGCUCCCCCUACCACUUACUCGGUGUUGCAUGGAGCAAAGCAGACCACGGUAAAGGAGCUUCAGUUUCCUAUACCCAGCCAGACUGUCCGGAAGUGCUCACUGAAAGAGCACUUCCUGUCAAUCUGGCUGGUUUCAGGAAACUGAAGCAUCUGUACUGUGGUCCGCUCUGCUCAGCCACGCUAUAAGAGAAGUAAUGAGGGAGCGGAGAGGAACACUAAGGGACAGGGAGGGUAGGGGGAACACUAAGACGGGGAGGUGAGGGGAGAGGAGAGAAACACUAAAGGAUUAGUAGGGGAGAGGUACACUAAGGGAGAGGAACAAUAAAUAUUCUUGAAAACAUAAAUCUGACUGGCAUGUAUAUUUUGUGCAUUUACCACUUAAUAAAAAAAAGGAUUUGCAAAAAUAAACAAACAUGUUCAGUUAACAGAUGUGUAGAAUUAUUAUUAUUAUUAUUAUUAUUAUUAUUAUUAUAUUUUUUUAUUUUUUUUAUUUUUUUUUCAAGAUGGUAAAUGUAGAGAGUACCGGUAACAUAGGCGUGCACACCCUAAUCCCCACAAAGCCAUCAGUAGAUGUAAAAAGCUAGCAACAAUGACCCAUAAGGGAUUAAAAAGUACCCGAUGGAGGAAGUAUAUCUGGGUGUCAUCGUUACAGGUGAUGCUGAAAACAAAUGUAUAUAAUUAACUGAAUUAGUAUUAUUAAAUAAUGAGAUUCAGAAAUGAACUUUGCAUUGUUCCAACUGCAACGACUGUUAUGUAAAAAUGACAUAUGUAUAUGUUAACAGUGUGGGAGAGGCAAUAUAGAUUGAAAACAAGCACAUCCUUAUUACUGGGUAUUUGCCAAAAAACACUUCUCAUAGGAAGAUUUAGGGAUCCAUAUAAUACAUAUUGGUUCAGUUGCUGCUUUUGAAUGUGGGGACAGAAAAUCGCAGAAUUUAUAAUAAUUGUCCCUUUUUUUUUUUUGUGUGUGUAGUUUUUUUUUUCUUUUUUUUCUUUUUUUUUAAAUUUUUUUAAUAAUAAAAACAGACAGCAAUUAAAUAUUGAUUGUUUUGUAACAGUGUGCAUUAUAAAGGAUAAAUUAUAUGCUCAUGUGUGUUUGGUGUUUUAUAACCUGGACUAAUGCCGGUCAUCAAACUUUGUUUGUGGGAUUUUACAAAAUGUUUACAAAUGUUAGUGUGUGUGUGUGUGUGUGUACUAAAAUAAAAGAUGCUUCCCACCAGAGUUUGCAGCCAAAUUGUUAAGCAUAUUUGUAUGAUUCUCUGCAGUUCUGAGCCAUUUUCACUCAAGUAACUUUGUUAUUAAUAUGCAAAUUUGUAAUAGUGAUUUGUUACGCUAAAGGGACACUACAAACACCUGAAGCACUUCAGCUUUAAAGGAGCUAAUGGUAAAUUCAUUAGCUCCUUUGGCUUCCAAUAUUAUUUUUAUGCAGAUGACACGCAAAUCUACCUGUCCUCUCCUGAUCUCUCCCCGUCCCUCUUGAUUAGUGUCUCUGACUGCCUCUCUGCUGUUUCUAACUGGAUGGCUGCCCACUUCCUUAAACUAAACUUGACCAAAACUGAAAUUCUGGUCUUUCCUCCCUCAAGUGUUGUUAUUCCUGUGUCUCCCUCCCUCCAAGUCAACGGUGCUACCAUCAGCUCCACCACGCAGGCUCGCUGCCUAGGUGUUCUCUUUGACUCCAACCUCUCCUUUAAGCCUCAUGUUCAAUCUAUCGCCAAAUCCUGUCAUUUCCAUCUCAAAAACAUCCGCCCCUACUUAACGCCGGAUAUGACUAAGGUGUUGGUCCAUUCCACUGUCCUUUCUCGCCUUGAUUACUGUAAUCCGCUUCUCAGUGGUCUUGCAUGCUCCCAACUUGCGCCGUUACAGUCCAUAAUGAAUGCAGCAGCGAGGCUUAUCUUCCUGUCCGCCUGCACCUCCCAUGCCUCACCGUUUUGUCAGUCCCUACAUUGGCUUCGUAUAAAAUAUAGAGCUCAAUUUAAAAUUCUGGUUCUUGCUUUCAAAUCUCUACAUAAUGCUGCUCCCACCUAUCUAUCCUCCCUUAUACACAAGUAUGUCCCGUCUAGGCCCUUACGAUCUGCUGAAGACUUCCGUCUAUCUUCUGUCCAUACUCCCACUUCUGAUGCUCGCCUUCAAGAUUUCGCGAGGGCUGCACCGUUCCUGUGGAACUCGCUUCCCUCCUCCGUUAGAUGCUCACCCAGUCUCCACUCCUUCAAAAAAAUCAUUAAAAACCCACUUCUUCAUAAAAGCAUAUCAAUUAAACUGUUAAUAGCUCCUGACUGAUACCUCUUCUGCAACUGUCACUAGUCGAAUACUAUCCUUACCUUUUUGUGUCAUUUUUACCCCACUCCCUCUAGCAUGUAAGCUCAUUGAGCAGGGCCCUCAACUCCUCUGUUCCUGGGUGUCCAACUUGUCUGGUUACAACUACAUGUCUGUUCGUCCACCCAUUGUAAAGCACUGUGGAAUUUGACGGCGCUCAAUAAUAAUAAUAAUAAUAAAUUAUUUUUAUAAAUAUAAACAAAAAAUGAUGGCUGCACUCCUCUGUCUUCUUAUCUAAAAUCCAAAUUGCUUUAUUAGAUAUACAUUUGUUUUUUCUGAUCCUGAGGAAAGCCCAACAUGGGGCUGAAACGUCGAUUAUUUUUAAUGUAUAUCUAAUCAAGCAAUUUGGAUUUUAUAUAAGAAAACCGAGGAGUGCAGCAAUCAUUUUUUGUUAUUAUAUUUGAAUUGCCAGCUGGCUCAUGCACCCGGCAUUACCAAGGAUAACGAGAGUGCAAGGAACCUUUUUGUUAUAUAUAAUAUGUGUGUGUGUGUGUGUGUGUGUGUGUGUGUGUGUAUAGGCAGUGAUCAGCACUCUCGGACUUGUAAAAGUUAAAACUUACAGUUUAUUAAUAAUCCAUUAAAAAUCAGAUCAACGUUUCAGUCCCAGCAGGGACUUUCAUCAGGAUCAGGCAUAGAUCCUUCUACAGAUAGAUCUAUCUAUGCCUGCUGAUCCUGAUGAAAGUCCCUGCUGUCCGAGUGCUGAUCAAUACCUAUACAUAUUUGAAUUUUUCCUGAUUUCAAGAAUCUCGCAAGUAUCUUAUUAAAGUUUAGGGGAGUGCAAGGACUGUUCACAAAAGAUAGAGAUGGUUUCUAUAUCUAUCUAUAUUCAGUACAUUAUUCUUGCACUGCCCAAUAGUCAACAAAACAGUUCAAUGUUGUGUGCCAGGCCCGCUAUAUCGUAGAGUAUACACAAAACAAUAUUAUAGUCUGCACUCGUAGUCUUCCUUAAAACCUAGCAUUUAUUACAUAUUUCUGUAAAAGUGCUUGUGUGAUGCAAAGUGUCAAAAGUUUCAGUCGCAGCAUGGUCUUUACACAAAUGUAAAUAAUUAAGUACAUUUCUAAAUUAACCUAGUUAUUUCCACUUCUCCCAGGCUGUCCCAUCCAAUCCUGUUACUUCCAGUAGUUUAGUUUUAUUAAACCUAAGGGGCACCAAGAAAACCCAUCCUGCAAAGACUUUCAUUGAGAAGUCCAUGAUUGGACAGCCAUGAAAAUCGCUAUGGAGAGAAACAAUGGCUGCAGACAGCAGAUCUGCAGCUUGCAAACUGCUUUCAGAUAUACAUCCAAUGGGGUAAAAAAGAUUUCCGCUCAAGUGUGUGAAGUUGGCGAAGUGUGUAGCCUGAGAUUUCAAGUAGGUGAAUAUGUUGUUGAUUUUAGCUUGACAAAGGUGCUUUGAUAAUUCUACCCCAUGGAACAAUCAGUUUUUUUGAAUUUGACAAUUUUUAUUUUGGUGGGUCGGAGUGGUGGGGUACAGAAGAAAGCAGGGGGGGGGGGACAUAGUAUACAGUCUCCAAGUUCAAUGUUUUGUACACAUAGUCAUUUUUACAAUUAGCAAUUUGAUUCAGGUGUGCAGGUUUCAGUAUUUGGGCACAGCUUUGUGAUUUGUUGCUAGUCCUCUAUUCGUUUGUGCCUCAUGCUAGGUUGCAAUGUGUAACGUGUGGUUGCAGAGGGUGCGUGUUCUUUAGGGUGUUCCAGAGUAGGGAUGGUAUAUUUACCCUGGUGAGGUGUGCCUGCUUGGUGAUGUGUUGUGUCUCGUCCCUGCUGCUGGUGGAGUCGUUCACCUGUUUGCUUGGGUCCUUUCGUUUAUCCUUGAGAGUGUGGGUCGGUGUAUGAGGAUGUCGUGAGCUGGUAUGCCUGUGUUUUUAUUUAUUCCCUUGGGGGGGGUGGGAGGGGGUGGGGAGUGGGGGAGUGGGGGAGUGGGGAGGGGGGGGCAGGGUGACUUAGCGGGAUGUGGAUUCCUCUGAUUCUUUUGUUGAGGUUGUGGUAGGAAGAGGGAAGUGCUGCCAUCGUGGAGCAUGUUGUUAGGAAGUGGGUAAGUGUCCUCAUAUGGUGUUUUUAUGUGGUGUGUUGGGUAUGAGCUCCUUUACGGGAUUGUAGCUUGUUCUCGUCCCAUAUUUCCCAUGCCGUAGAGUGGUAUGCUGCUUUUGGUCUCGCUUUCCGUGCCAUCAUUUCGUAGCGCUUGGAGUCGUCUAUCGCUUUGAUGCAUUGUUCUAUUGUCGGUGGGGUUGUUUGUUUCCAUUUCCUGCUUAUGGAUGCUAAUGCUGAGAUGAUGAUGUGGUAGAGGAGGUAUCUGUGGCUUUUCCGCAGUUUGUUCGGGAGUAGUAGUAGAAGAAAUAUUUCCGGUAGGAGUGGCAGGUGCGUUUUGGUGCAUCUUGCUGCUAGUUUCUUUACUUCCAGCCAGUAUGUUGUGAGUUGCGGGCAGUGCCACCAGAUGUGGAUCAUGGUGCCCUUGUCUGCCUGGCAUCUCCAGCAUGUGUCUGAUGUGUUGGGGAAGCUGAGCUUGAGGCGUGUGGGCACCAGGUACCACCUGUAGAGAACUUUUCGGGAGAGUUCCACAUGGUUCAUGCAGAGCGUCAUUUGUUUGUGUGCUUUGUAAAUGUUCUGCCAUUGGUCUUCAGUAAGUGGGUGUUUGAUGUCUUUCUCCCAUGCUGUUUUAAAGGAUGGGGGUUUUUUCGAGGGUUGAUUGUGUUCUGAAGUAUAGAUCAGUGAGAUCAGUUUCUUGGCUGGUUUGAUUGUUAGACAUAUUUUUUCGACUUCCAGUAGGGGGGGCUCUGGGAAGGUUAUCGCCAAUUUCCUUGUCUGUAGGGCGAACCAGGCUUGCAGUUGCCUGUAGGGGAAGGUAGCUGUUGCGGGUAAGUGGAAUUCUCGUUGGAGGUCUGGCAGACGUUUGAGAUGGGAGUCUGUCGUGAGUUGGGAUAGGGUUCGUACGCCGUGUUUGUUCCAUAUUUUGUAGUUGAAGUCCGUGAUGAUGACUCCCAAAGCUUCUAGUGGGAGGGCUGGUGAUAUUUUCGUCAAUAUGCCCAUCUUUUUGCGAUAGUUAUCCCAUAUCAUUAGAGUUAGUUGGGUUGUUGGUAGUAGUGAUUUGUUACUUGGUCUUUGGUGUUUCGGCAUCCAGGCCAUUGUUGGAAGGGAAAGUCCGUUGGCAUAGUUUGUUUCAAUUUCUACCCAGGCCAUCGCUUCCUUGUGGUGGAAUGCUGAGAGGAGUGGGGCUAUGUGCGCUGCUCGGUAGUAUCCUCUUAUGUCAGGUAAGCCCAUACCUCCUUGGGAGAGUGGUCGAAACAUAGUGGAGCACGCUACCCUGGGUUUUGUGUUUUCCCAAACGUAUGUGUUAAUUUGUUCUUGUAUUUCCAAGAGAUGUUUUGUGGGGAGCUGGAGGGGGAGCGUUCUGAAGAGGUAUUGUAUCUUAGGUAGGAGUAUCAUUUUUGUCGAUGCUAUUCGUCCACACGGAAAGUACAAAACCUCUUACACAGCCUGCGGGAGAAAAGGGCCCCAAGCAUCCUCCUAUCCCUAGAUGCUGAGAAAGCAUUCGACAGACUCCACUGGCCGUUCCUACUAGCGGUCCUACAAAAAUUCGAAUUCCCUCCCCAAUUCCUCGCCCUCAUCAAAGCACUAUACUCCUCCCCUACGGCACGAGUGACAAAUGGGGGAUUUAUCUCCAAAACCUUCAAAAUUUCAAAUGGCUCCCUCCAAGGAUGCCCACUCUCCCCGAUACUAUACAUUCUGGCACUCGAACCUCUGGCCCAAAUGAUAAGAGAUGACCCCGCCAUAAGCGGAAUGCACAUAAAAGGGAAGGAAUAUAAACUAACGCUGUUCGCGGAUGAUAUCCUGCUAUCAUUAGAGCACCCGCACAUAUCGCUACUACAAUUCCAUAAAAUACUGGCCCUCUACAGUAGAUGCUCUUUCUACAAAUUAAACAUAGCAAAAACACAGGCCCUGAGCAUUAACAUCCCAAACCAAGACCUGAACGUCCUGAAAUCACACUUUAACUACGAAUGGAGACAAGACCAUAUCAAGUUCCUAGGGGUCAACUUCACACCCACACCCGCCACCUUAUUUAAAGCAAAUUACAUAAAACUUUUAGGGGAAAUCAAAUCCAUCACACAAGGAUGGAAAGGCGAACACCGUUUUUUUAAAGAAAUAUUCCAAAAUGAUUUGCUGCAAUUAACAGCAUAUGGAGGUGUUUGGUUUUUGUGUUUAUUUAUUUUUUAUCUUACUUAUUAACUGUAUAACUUACAGACACCAUUUUAUUUACUGCUAACAUGCUGUGUAUGUUCUCUUUGCAGCACACAGAUAUGCCAGAAGAGAUGCGAGUAGAAACCAUGGAACUUUGUGUUACUGCUUGUGAAAAGUUUGCCAGUAAUAAUGAGGUAAAAUAUUUCUACUUUAAUUGGUCUGUGUAUCCUCGAAUAAAAAAAAAAAUAUAUAUAUAUAUAUUCUUUGAAUUGGACCUGCACCCAGGUAUACAGACUACAAUACAUAAACCCUUUUUAAAGGGACAUUUUUAAGUACCAAAACCAGUGCAUAGUAAUGUUUGUGGAUUUGGUGCCCUGCAAACUGACAAAUGUAAGCAUCGCAGUUUGAGAAACAGCAAUGUUUACACAUGUCCUGAAAGGAACACUAUAAGAGGAUCACUAGAAUAGCCUGCAGUUGCAUCUUCAAGAUGUAGAAGUCAGACAUAGCAUUAGUUUGUAAUACAGAGUCCUUUAUGUUACAAAACAACCUAGAGAGAGUAGAGGAAAGUCUUGGAAUGGAGCUGUACAUACACAUUAUAGUUAACUGUUCUAAGGAGAGUGCAGGCCUCAAACAUGAAAAUCAGGAACAGGCAGUACUUCCACAAUUACUUUUAUUGGUUUCAGGGAGAAUUAUUGCAGUAGUACUGUUCAUUAGUGAUGUCCCGAAUGGUUCGCCACGGACUCAUCAUUGAGUAAACUUUGACCCUGUACCUCACAGUCAGCAGACACAUUCCAGCCAAUCAGCAGCAGACCCUCCCUCCCAGACCCUCCCACCUCCUGAACAGCAUCCAGUUUGAAGCUGCAUUCUUAGUGAGCUGUCCAGGAGGUGGGAGGAAGGGUCUGCUGCUGAUUGGCUGGAAUGUGUCUGCUGACUGUGAGGUACAGGGUCAAAGUUUACUCAAUGAUGAGUCCGCGGUGAACCGUUCGGGACAUCACUACUGUUCAUGUGAAGUACAUUAGUGUUUUUCCUAAUUUCAGCAAUCUUUCCAGAAUUAACUUGUAUUAUGCUGUGGUGUGUGUGUGUGUGUGUGUGUGUGUGUGUGUGUGUUUUUUAUUUUUAUUUUUAUAUAUAUAUAUAUAUAUAUAUAUAUAUAUAUAUAUAUAUAUAUAUAUAUAUAUAUAUAUAUAUAUAUAUAUAUAUAUAUAUAUAUAUAUCUCUAUCCCUUUAAUACACAUGGUAGAAGAGAGAUUAUAAUCUAGUGUUAGGAAUAGAGAUGUUAACAUUAUUAAGCUGUUAAAUGUUUAGGUCUCUGCUCCCCCUUUUUUAAAGAAGGUAAAAAGCAGUUUUACUUCCCCUUUCUCCCUCACAGCGCUGGUCUCCACUCUGCUGUCCUGCCUUCUUGGUUGAGAUCAAUGAUCUUGGCUUAUCCAAUACUUUCCCAUAAGAAAGCAUUGUGAGGUUAGUGUGACACGCUGCAAAUCGUUGCACUGUGCCAAUUAGAUGGUCUAUGUAAGACAUUUCACUAAAAAUAGCUGAGUUGUAAUCUAUUUCAGAAGUAGCUCUUCUAGUGGCAGUGACCGCCACGAGAGGCAUUUAAACCCUGCACUGUAAAGAUUGGUGGUCCGGUUUUACAUUGCAUAGUUAAAACCAGACGUACAUGGCACCCCAAGCACUUUGUUGAGAUGAAGUGGUCUGGGUGCCUAUAGUUUUCUUUAAUAUUAGUUAUCUUAGCUCAAGCUUUGAUAUGCAUGGAAGAUGCUUUGACUGUUCCUUGUCUAAUAAAUAUUGUGUGGUUGCAUAGUCAACACGAAAUGCAUUUGCAUCAUUUUUUACAGUUAAGUAACAGUCGGAUUGCAUUAACUACAAAAUUAAUAUAACUAUAAACAUGCCAGGAUAUGGGCGAAAUGUUAUAAGAAAGCCUAUUGCUUUAAUGUUACAUUAGUAAAUAUUUAAUAAGUGGUGUGUUUUUUGUUUUUUUUUUUUGUUUGUUUUUUUUUCUCUACUUUUUUUAGAGUGCAGCAAAGAUGAUCAAAGAGACCAUGGACAAGAAGUUUGGAUCAUCAUGGCAUGUGGUUAUUGGUGAAGGCUUUGGAUUUGAGAUCACACAUGAGGUCAAGAACCUACUCUACAUGUUUUUUGGUGGCAGUCUGGCAAUUUGCGUCUGGAAAUGUUCAUGAGGAAUGCUUGAAUCUGACACCUCACCUUCUACUCAGGAUGUGCUGCUGCAAGUCCUCGCUCAGGAAAGAGUCUUUUGGAUAGGCUCUGUAUUUAUCUUUUUGGGGUGUUUUUCAAUUGGCCAUUUUAUGAACUAGCAGCAUGGGGGCUGUGCAUUGCAUUGAAAACAUUGUAUCGCAGCAACCUCUGACAUUCGAGUGUUUUUAUCUUAGGGGAAAAGGAUCUAAAUGGUCUUUUUAAUAUUGCAAUACAUUCCUAGUCCAAUAUUUUCUGAAUCUUGAACAAUCAACUACACCAAACUGGUGCAGAAACAGCCGUUAAUUCCAUUUUCCUACUCCUACCCUCAGAGGCUUUUAUAUCAAAUAUAAAUGUAUGCACAGGGUUCUGCCGUCCUAAUAGCACUACAGCUCGGUUUUCCCAAAUAACUUUUUUUUUUUAAAUCCCCUGCCCUGUGAGUAUCUCCUUACCUCUUAUUUUUCCUAUAACGGUUUCCUUGACUCUUGCCUUCUUGUCAUUUUCUAAAGUAAACAUUUCCUCUUGCAUGAUUCAUAUUCCCUGUUCUCUUUAACAAACUGUCUUGCUAAGUCUCUAUGGACAUCUCCUCCUCCCCCCCCCCCCCCCCCCCAACACACACAGUAUACUGUUUUCCUUGAUCUCUUGACAAAUAUUUGUUUGUUAUGAGAUCCCACUUAGAGGUAUAAGUCUCUUCUGACUGUGAUAUAACUCAAUUCUAUUUUAGCCUUUCAGAACACAAAUCUUCCUCUAAGCAAUUUGUUUUGUUCUGUCUCACGUUAGAUUACUUUAGCCUAUUCUCUUGUGUUUUUUGUUCUAUAUUAUGCUGUCAUUCACAUGCUUCAUUUUCCUACCUUUUGACAUAGAUGUACAUUGUAGACUAUCCACAAGCCAUAAAUAAUAGAUCAGGAGUUUAAGGAUACCACAGAGAAGCCUGCCAGAUCCCAGCCUUUAAUUUUUCUUAUUCAAUGGCAGAAACGUGAAGCCAUGUUUCUUGGAAGGAUUUUAUACUCUGCUGGAACACUGUGGAUUCUGUUUGUCUUUUGUUUCUAUUUUAAUUUUACCUAUGGUUAAGAAUUGGUUUGCUCUAAUCUGGCAUUAAUAAAUUUACUUGGAUUUGUUUUAGAUCAUCA